Messenger RNA from Entrophospora sp. SA101, 816 nucleotides. The record is from the annotation of a GenBank genome assembly. NCBI's taxonomy places the organism in Eukaryota, Fungi, Glomeromycota, Glomeromycetes, Entrophosporales, Entrophosporaceae.
AUGGUUACUAGUAGUGAUGAUCAAAAUUAUAAACCUAAAACGGCAUCAACCUCUCAUCAAAAUCAACCUUCUUCUGCUACCACUAACAACAAUGUUACGGAUUCUUUUGUCGAUCCUUACACGCCGCCUUCUUCAAAUUCUAGUGACGAUGAAUCAGCAUCGUCUCCAAAAUCAUUUUAUACAACGGCAAAUUCAACAACAGUCAAUAACAAUAACAAUCAUCAUGACUUUCUCCUUCCGGCUUAUAAAUUAAAUUCUUCUAAUCAUCAAGGUGAAAAUAAAUCAACUAAUACAAAAAGACCAUCAGUGGAUAGAACAAGAUCGUCAUCAGAGCCAAUACCAUAUUCAGCAUCUUACGAACCAUCAUUGCUAGUAGACGUCAAACCAAAUAAAAUUGUACAUGCUAAACCUCAAAAUGCAGAAGAAUUUUGUAAAAAAUUUCUUGAUAAUGAUGAUGGCGACGAUAGCAAUCAACAAGAUUCAUCAUUAUCUGAUAUUAUUAAUAUAAUAAAGGAAGAAAAAGACCCCAAUAUUGGAUUAACAUUACCACCAACGCCUACAACAGCAACAUUUACUACAAAUAAUCGAGACUAUAAUUCCAAUUCUACUGUCCAACAGUUAACUCCUUUUACCGAAACCCUUCCUCCUUUACCUCCACUUUUUGAAGAAAACUUUCGAAAUUUUGGAAGUGAUGAGAUUGAUAGAUUGUGUUCAGAAUUGAAAACUAAAGCUAAAUGUUCCGCAAAUGGUGGUUUGCGUGUUCUUGCCGAAGAUGAGUUAGAAGCAGUUUUAGUGAAAUUAGAAAAAAACAACUAA